Messenger RNA from Gossypium arboreum, 2821 nucleotides. RefSeq names its product ubiquitin-like domain-containing protein CIP73. NCBI's taxonomy places the organism in Eukaryota, Viridiplantae, Streptophyta, Magnoliopsida, Malvales, Malvaceae. The record is from RefSeq and is a predicted model, not a curated record. Gene Ontology annotation, cellular component: BAT3 complex. Gene Ontology annotation, molecular function: misfolded protein binding; polyubiquitin modification-dependent protein binding. Bases 268 to 2577 code for a protein of 769 amino acids. The transcript has 16 exons.
UUCAGCUUUUAUUACACCUUAUUUUUUUGUUCAUUUAUUUUUCGUCUAUCAUCGUCUUCCUCCUACCAUCGUCCCUCUUCUCUCUCUCUGUCGUCUCUGCAAAUCAGUUUUUUUUCCUUCUCUUCUCAUCUCAGUUCUCACCCACCGCCGUGUCCGUUGGUUUCUGCCGGAUCUGACCUGUAUCCCGUGUCGGAUCGUAUCGACACGGGUACUGCACCCCAAAUUGCCGAGUCGCGGUAACGAAGGUUUUUGUGUGGUCAGAGGAAAAUGGGAAGCACCAGUGCCGAUAAAGUUCCCAGUGAUACAGAAAUGGAAGGUUCUGAGGCCACAAUAGAAAUAAAAAUAAAAACAUUGGACUCUCAGACUUAUACUUUGAGAGUGGAUAAACAGAUGCCAGUUCCUGCACUAAAAGAACAAAUUGCUUCUGUAACUGGUGUGUUGUCAGAGCAACAACGGCUAAUCUGUCGUGGAAAAGUUCUAAAAGAUGAUCAGCUCCUUUCCGCAUACCAUGUCGAGGAUGGCCACACCUUGCACCUGGUGGUCAGGCAGCCAGUUCCACCAUCAUCUGAUGGCUCACCAUAUCAUUCAGCAAAUGAUCCCUCAUCAGAUACAAGUCGUGGUCAUAGUAAUCAUGCCCCAAGUUUUGUAAUAGAGACUUUUAAUGUGCCUGAUCAAGGGGAUGGGGUUCCUCCUGAAAUCAGUCGGCAGAUUGUUUCUGCUGUUCUUGGCUCUUUUGGAUUCGCAAAUAUGGCAAGUGGAAAUACUGGGAGUGAUGCCAGGGAUCAUGGUUCACAAAGACAGGAAAGAACGUCUGGUGGUAGUGGCAUGCCAGAUUCAUCGCAGGCUCAAACUGAGCAAGCCAGCAUGACAAGUCAAUCAGAUAGAGCCCAUAGUGCUUUUGGACUUCCAGCGGCGGUUUCCUUGGGGCCUAUGCACCCUCCUGUAAUUCCUGAUUCUUUGGCUACAUUGUCCCAAUAUCUUAGUCAUAUACGGAACGAAUUUGAUGCCCUUGGUAGAGUUGGCGGAAAUGAUUCUCAGACAACUCCCAUGAGUAGGACUGGAUCUAGAGAUUCUAAUUCUGCGUCAAAUUCAGGAACUGGACGUGAAGGUCUUCCUACACCUGCAUCUUUGGCGGAAGUGUUACUCUCUACCAGGCAAAUGCUCAUUGAACAAGCUGGAGAAAGUGUACAACAACUUGCAAGGCAACUGGAGGAUCAAGUAAAUGUGACUGACCCCUCAGCACGGCUGAUUGCACAGACCAAUGCAUUGAGAACCGGAGCUUUACUGCACAACCUAGGCUCACUUUUACUUGAGCUUGGUCGUACAACCAUGACACUACGCUUAGGUCAAACACCAUCUGAAGCUGUUGUUAAUGCUGGCCCUGCAGUUUUCAUAUCCCCUUCUGGUCCAAACCCUCUCAUGGUUCAGGCUCUUCCUUUUCAACCGGGACCUAGCUUUGGUGCCAUCCCUGUGGGAACUGUCCAGCCUGGAUCUGGUUUGGUUAAUGGACUUGGGACAGGGUUUGUUCCUAGGCGUAUUGACAUACAAAUACGAAGAGGUUCAUCAAUGACAACUCCGAAUACUCGAGAGGAACAUCCCCCAAGCCAAUCAGGUCAAAGCAACCAAUCAGUGGGUUCUCACAGUGAGAAUCGUAGCAGUCAAACAACUUCAAGGGUCUCAGAUACGCCAUCUUUUGCUGGAGAAUCAGGAGUGCGGGUGGUUCCUAUUAGGACCAUGGUUGCUGCUGUACCUGCUCCAUUGGGUCGCCUACCUUCAGAGUCUUCUGGUAAUUCUGUGGGAGUAUACUACCCAUUGCUUGGAAGAUUACAGAACAUAGCUCCUGGACACGUAAGUGGUGAACGGGGACCUCAAGCAUCUGGUGAGCAUCCAUCUUCUGGUGCUCAACCUGAGCAGGUUCGUAUUCCUGAAUCUGCAGUGCAACAUCAAAGUUCAGAAGAGUCUGCAAGAGAUGUUUCUGCAGUUUGGAAAUUUCCAUGUGAAUUGACCAAAAAAGUUAAAAGCCAAAAGGGGAAAAAUGACAACGGAAAAGGAAAGGUGAAGUGUACCAGGAGGCUUACCUUUCAAGAAUUGACCAUCAAGCUGCUUCCUGCUGCAGGUUCAUUACCGAAUGCUAAUUCAAGACAACAGGAGCGUCCUAAUACACGCAGUGUCAAUAUCAGCAUUCUAGCUGCUGGCAGAACUCAAAACAACCAAGACUCAGAGAGACAAAGUCCUAGUAAUGUUCUUCAGUUUCUAAGGUCAAUUUUCCCUGGUGGUGAAAUUCAGGUAGAGGAAGCGAGUUCACAAGGAACAGCUAGAGAUUCUGUCCGAGGGCAAGCAGAAGCAUCCAAUGAUGCUCCAGCAGCUGAGACAAGUAUUACUAAUCAAGGGGUGUUUUUAUCUAAUUUGCUUCAUCAGAUCAUGCCAUACAUAUCUCAGCAUGCGGGUUCACAACGAAGUACUCCUGAAGAAGCAACUACUUCUGCCCCGGCUGACCUCUCUAGUACCGGGAAUUCACGCAGACCAAAUGACACUGAACAAAAUCCACCGAACUCGAAACGUCAGAAGAUGGAGUAACUUAUCAAGAGGGCGAUUUACCGAAGCUUCCCGUGGUUAUGAAAAGUCGUAAUUGCUGAUUUGAGAACUUUCUUGGUAUAUGAACAGCGGCAUGACUUAUAUGUUAAAAUGUGGUAAUAUCAUGGUCCUUUUUAUUGCAAAAAUGAGAUGACAUUCUAUAAUUUAUAUUAUAGGGGAAAUUUGUAGUCACAAAUUUUUUUGGUUUUUGACUUUAAUAACAUAGUAGUAAUGUUGUUUUAUUGAA